Zeugodacus cucurbitae (melon fly) is the source of this 642-nucleotide messenger RNA. RefSeq lists its product as uncharacterized. Gene Ontology annotation, biological process: sensory perception of smell. Gene Ontology annotation, molecular function: odorant binding. The transcript has 2 exons. Bases 122 to 547 code for a protein of 141 amino acids. NCBI's taxonomy places the organism in Eukaryota, Metazoa, Arthropoda, Insecta, Diptera, Tephritidae. The record is from RefSeq and is a predicted model, not a curated record.
AAUAAUUACUACAAACAAAUUACAAAAACAAUUAUCAACCUGUAGCAGUAUAAAUAGGAGGCAGCAGUUAAGAAAUACACUAGUUUUCUAAUUAACGCUGUCGCGAAACGAGAAAAUCAAAAUGAAAUACUUUAUUGUGAUCCUUGCGCUAAUUGCGUUGGUACAAGCCGAUGACUGGAGCCCAAAGACUAUUGAUGAAGUUAAAAGUAUUCGCGAGAAUUGUGCCAAGGAUAUACCAGCUAGCGAUGAAGAAUUCCAUAAGCGGAAAGAGAAUGAUUAUCCCGAUGUAGCGUCCGUACGAAAUUAUGUGCUUUGCACUGCCAAAGAAUGGGGUAUCUACGAAGAGGGUAAAGGUUAUAAUGCCGAUCGUAUUGCUCAGCAGUUGAAAGGCGAUUUGUCGGAAGAUGAGAUCAAAGCAAUUGUUCAUGAUUGUGAUGAGAAGACGAAAGAGGACGCCGAUGAUGAGAAAGCCUUCCACAUUUUGAAGUGUCUUUGUACAAGCAAAAUCGGUGAAGCCGUUAAACAGUUUUUGCAUAAAUCAGAGUAAUCGGUGGAUAUCCCUUGUGUACACUAUAGAUUCGCACAAUUAUAAUUGGUUAUAUGGAAUAGAAUAUCAAUAAAACAAGUUUUGUAAACUAACAA